Messenger RNA from Phacochoerus africanus (Common warthog), 2463 nucleotides. RefSeq names its product family with sequence similarity 50 member A (gene FAM50A). Gene Ontology annotation, cellular component: nucleus. Gene Ontology annotation, biological process: chromatin organization. The record is from RefSeq and is a predicted model, not a curated record. The transcript is spliced from 12 exons. Lineage: Eukaryota; Metazoa; Chordata; Mammalia; Artiodactyla; Suidae. Bases 1036 to 2085 code for a protein of 349 amino acids.
GAGCGCCCCGGGUGGCGGGAGCGGAACGCGGGCGGCGAGCUGGGGUGGGCCCCUUGCCCGCUGAUCUCCGGCAAGGGGCAGAAGUGAGCUGGCGGCAGUCUGCUCAUCUGUAAAAUGGGCCCAGAAGGCUGGGACGAGCUAGGUUGUGACAAGCCUCCAGCAGGAGGGAGCCACUCUCAGUGGUUCCAUUUUUGGCCUUGGGGCGAUCCUCGAGGGCACAGGGCUUCCCGUCUCUGGCCCCUCAGCCCUGGGAGUCAGGCUUCUGUCCAGAUCCAGUGGAUAUCGAGCAAGGCGGGCCCCAGCCAAGCCACCGGCCAUUUUCACAGGACAAAAGCCAGGCACGAGGGUCUGGGGUGCUGGUGGUUCACUAAGGGCUUCAAUGAGUGGCCACGGAGGUGGCCUGUCAGGGAGGAAGGAGCCCUUGCUGCUUAGGCCUUUGGGGGAGACUCGGCCCAAGAGCAGGGACUCAGGGCGUAAGGGGAGAGCAGGCUCCUACCUUAGAUACUGCGGAAGCCAGGCCGAGGAAGUGGCUGCACGCUGAGGCCCGGCUCUGCUUCUGUUUUACACUCGUGCCCCAAGCCCUUUUGUCUGAUUACAGACGUGGGCCUGCCAAAGGUACCUUUUCUGGUGGCCACCUUCUCUGGGGGACCUAUAGGGUAACCAAGUGGGCUUGGGCUGUGCUGGAGCAAAGAGGCUUCCUGGGAAGCCCGUUGGCCGCAUUUGGGGCCGGGAGGGAGCAGCGUCGCUCAGUGAGGGACUAGGCCCUCAGCCACUCUCCAUUCCCUCCUUUCACUCCUUGGCUCGGGUCUCUAGAGCUUCGGCCCCAAAAGGCUGGGUGUGAAAACCACCCAAGGCAGGCAGGACAGGUGGCCUCAGGCCACGGAGUGAGCUCUGGUUCCCAGCAGGAGGGGCGGGAGCCUCGCGGAGGGAGCAGGGGAACGACCCCAUUUGGCUCCCUUGCCACUGGAAGAGCCUCUCACAGCCCUGUGGAACCUUCUCGCGGGCAAGGGGAUACGUCUUUCCCACAGUCGCACCAUGGAGAACAUAAUGAAAUCCAACAUUGACAAGAAGUUCUCUGCGCACUACGAUGCUGUGGAGGCAGAGCUCAAGUCCAGCACCGUGGGUCUCGUGACCCUGAAUGACAUGAAGGCCAAGCAGGAGGCACUGGUGAAGGAGCGGGAGAAGCAACUGGCCAAGAAGGAGCAGUCGAAGGAGCUGCAGCUGAAGCUGGAGAAGCUGCGAGAGAAGGAGCGCAAGAAGGAGGCCAAGCGCAAGAUCUCCAGCCUGUCCUUCACCCUGGAGGAAGAAGAGGAGGCGGGCGAGGAGGAGGAAGCCGUGGCUGUGGAGGAGGAGGAGCUGGAAAGGGAAGAGGUCACCACGAAGAAGAGGAAGCUGGGGAAGAACCCAGACGUGGACACGAGCUUCUUGCCGGACCGCGACCGGGAGGAGGAGGAGAAUCGGCUGCGGGAAGAGCUGCGCCAGGAGUGGGAAGCCAAGCAGGAGAAGAUCAAGAGUGAGGAGAUUGAAAUCACCUUCAGUUACUGGGACGGCUCCGGGCACCGGCGCACGGUCAAGGUAGGCGGUGGGGGCCUGCGCCCUGCUCCCCUAGCCCCCGGGCCCCGCCGGUUUCGGAUUCGGUGGGAACGAGCUUUCCGGUGGCCCGUCUCCCCUUCUCAACUCCUCGGUCGGUCUCCUGCACGCCUCUUGCUGGCCACCGGUGCAGAUGAAAAAGGGCAACACGAUGCAGCAGUUCCUGCAGAAGGCGCUCGAGAUCCUGCGCAAGGACUUCAGUCUGCGGGGGUGGAGCAGCUCAUGUACAUCAAGGAGGACCUGAUCAUCCCCCACCACCACAGCUUCUACGACUUCAUCGUCACCAAGGCGCGAGGCAAGAGCGGGCCCCUCUUCAAUUUCGACGUGCAUGACGACGUGCGGCUGCUCAGCGACGCCACCGUGGAGAAGGACGAGUCGCACGCGGGCAAGGUGGUGCUGCGCAGCUGGUACGAGAAGAACAAGCACAUCUUCCCCGCCAGCCGCUGGGAGCCCUACGACCCCGAGAAGAAGUGGGACAAAUACACGAUCCGAUGAUCCGGGUCCUCAGCUCCGCCAGCUCCCCGCUCCCGAGACGUGACGGGGCUGGUCGCCCGCCGCCCGGCGCUGUCAUUUACCGCCUUUUUCUUCCGCGAUAAAGAAGCACCUGCGUCGAGAGUCGGGGCACCCGUGGCGUGUUUUGGUCCAAGAUUUUUAUCUUACCCCUUCUUACUGAGCUGAAAUUCACCUAACGUAACCUUGACCCUCUGACCGCCGGGAAGGGGUGGAGUCCGGGCCCUCUGCACGCUCACUGUCGUGAGGGGUCCCCAGAGCAGCCGCCGUGUCCAUCGGCCGCCUCUUCCCCAGCCCACUCUCCUUUCUGUGUGUGUGGAUUGACCUGUUCUGGAAGUUUCACGUAAACAGAAUCACACCACA